GCUGUCGAAGUUCUUCGCCAAGUGAGUGUUGACUGCUGACUGCUGACUAAGACCAGGGAAUAGGCCUGUUUAAAGACUGUGAGGACAGAAUCUUUUGUGUCUUUGUUGUUUUUCAACUGAAUUUAAAAAAAACCCUGGAGUCUGUUGUCUUUCCACGGUGUCAAGUAAAGAAUGGACAAAAUUUCCGAUGUUACAGUCGGUGACUGUAAAGAUUCGAAAUAUAUCAAGCCAAGAAGAAUUCAUUACACCCAAAAUGGAGUUCCAAAAAUCUGGGAUGCUAUGAAAGUUCAUGAUGGAGUGGUGAUACUACUGUUCAAUACAUCUCGAAAUGUAUUCAUUUUCGUCCGACAGUUCCGUCCAGCAAUUUACCUAAACUCUGUCCAUGUGGAGUCCACUGAUGAGGGGGCUGGGGCAGGUCGGGUGGAUACUGGCCGAUACCCUGGCUCUUUGGGAAUGACCCUUGAACUCUGUGCCGGUAUCGUUGACAAGUCUGGGGCUCUCCCUGAGAUUGCCCGAGCUGAGAUAUUAGAAGAAUGUGGUUAUGAUGUUCCGGUCGAUCAAAUACGGAAAAUAUCUUCCUGCAGAGGAGGAGUUGGGACUUCAGGCAGCAUGAUACAUAUGUACUAUGCAGAGGUGACAGACGCCAUGAAGGUUGGACCUGGAGGGGGCUUGGUGAGUGAGGGAGAGAUGAUUGAGGUCGUAGAGUACACAGUGGAACAGGCCCGCAGUCUGAUGACGGAUGAGACAGUCAACAAAGUCCACGCCCUCCUCUUUGCUCUCUACUGGUUUUUUGACAAAAUUUGGCCAGAAUUAAGCCAGAAGGCCAAGAUAUAACAACACUGUUUUUAGUACAUGUACAUUUCAAGCGUAGUUUUUUUGCAUUUACAUGCAUAAGGUCAGAACGUACACCUUUCAAAUCUUUAUGGCACUGUUUCUAAGGUGACUGAGUUUGGUUUGGUGGUGUCCCUGGGUAGUGGGCAAUUUCCUCUUAAUCUGAGCAGUUACAGCAGGUGCACUGAUGUGAUAAUUCACUUGUGUCUUUCUGACUUCAGCUAUUGAACACAUUCUCAUUAUAAUGAUGAUAUGUGUUUAUGAAAGUUUUCUCAUGAAGACUUGUAAAGUUGUUUUAAAUUUCUUGUGAGUGGUUUUGGGUGUUUGUGUAAACUAUUUCUAUAUUUUUGUGUAAAUGUACAUAUACUAGUGAUUUUGUUUAAUAGUCCAGUGCCAUGAGGAUGUAUUUUAUAACUAAGUGAAUAUAUUUUCUGCAUGUAAAUGUAAGGAUUUAUGAAAGAGUGAGCUAGAAGGAAAACAGAGUGUGUGAGAGAGAAAAAAAGAGAGAGAGAGAGAGAGAGAGACCCACAAAGUGACGGUGUUAUGCUGUAAUAGUUUAAUGGAGGAAUAGGGUCACCUCUGUUCUAAAGCAAUUGCUGAGGUUGAUCUGCAGAUUCUCAAUUUAAAAAUCAGGUGUCGGCGUCGGUAUGCACUAUAAAUAUAAAAAAUAGUAGGCCUACUGUAUGCUAACUUAAGUUUCUACUUGCAUUGUUUGAAUAGAAGCAUUUGUGUGUGUGUGUGUGUGUGUGUGUGUGUGUGUGUGUGUGUGUGUGUGUGUGUGUGUGUGUGUGUGUGUGUGUGUGUGUGUGUGUGUCUUGAAACAAUUCAAGAAACCAAUUACACUUUCAGAGUAUAACACUGACUGAUUAACACACCAUCAAUCUAAACUGAAAGAGGAGAGAAAAUUACUGAGCUGAUGUAGAAAUGCAAUAAAUUGUACAGUGAAAACUUCCAAAGUAAAAGUUAAAGCAACAAACUGAUCUCAUUUCUCUCAGAAGUAAAAAAAAAAAAAGAAAGAAAAAAAAUGUCUGACUGUGAGGCAUUUCACCACUCCAAGUAAUGCUCCAUAGCAAUUCACAGUGUGACAGAGUAUUGCAUGUUAUAUAUUCAGCUCAAUUAUUAGAAAUAUGUUUUUAUAUUUAUGUACUACUACAAACAUUUUUUUACAUUCACUAUGAUAAAUAAAAAAGACAACUGUAUGUUGAAACAUAA
This is a messenger RNA of Aplysia californica (California sea hare), 2043 nucleotides long. RefSeq names its product uridine diphosphate glucose pyrophosphatase NUDT14. The coding region runs from base 172 to 834 and encodes 220 amino acids. Gene Ontology annotation, molecular function: UDP-sugar diphosphatase activity; metal ion binding. Lineage: Eukaryota; Metazoa; Mollusca; Gastropoda; Aplysiida; Aplysiidae. The record is from RefSeq and is a predicted model, not a curated record. Gene Ontology annotation, biological process: ribose phosphate metabolic process; nucleoside phosphate metabolic process. The transcript is spliced from 5 exons.